UAGCGACAAAGCCCCACAUAUAUAAGGAGCAGACAGAGGAGGUCUCAGUUGCUGUGAGAGCCAUACACCCCUCACCUGCACACACACACAUAACACACAUACACCCACAUACACACUCGCCACACGCCUCCACCUCCUGCACCGUCCCCCCUUCAUUCCUGCCAACAUCCCCUACGGUAGUCUGACCGGAUGAGCUACCCGGUGGACACGAUAGGGAGUCCCUUCAGGAGAGUUAUGGAUACUAGAACGACCAGCUACGGCUACAGCCGCUCCAGCGGCACCCCCUCCAGCGGCUUUCGCUCCCAGUCCUGGUCCCGGGCAAGUCCCGGUUCCACCAUGACCACGUCCUACAAGAGGAGCGUGAACAUGCCGGUGUCCCGAGCUUACGGCUCUACGGUGCUCAGCUCCGCCGACAGCGUUGAUUAUAGUCAAACCUCCAUCCUGAACGGAGACUACAAGCGAUCUAACGAAAAAGAGCAACUUCAAGGGCUCAAUGACCGGUUUGCUGUUUACAUUGACAAGGUGCACUACCUGGAGCAGCAGAACAACCAGAUCGAGGCGGAGAUCCAGGCACUGCGGCAGAAACAGGUCUCACGCACCCAGCUGGACGACCUCUACGACCAGGAGCUGCAGGAGCUGCGCUCCAUGCUGGAGCAGAUCCACCAUGACAAGGCGCAAAUUCAGCUCGACACCGACCACAUCGAGGAGGACAUCCAGCGGCUCAGGGACCGCUUCGACGAAGAGGCUCGCAUCCGAGAGGAGACGGAGGCCAUAAUCCGAGUCCUGAAGAAGGACACGAGCGACUCGGAGUUGGUGAAGUCUGAGUUGGAGAAGAAAGUUCAGUCGCUGCAGGAUGAGAUCGCCUUCAUCCGUAACAACCACGAAGAAGAGGUGAGCGACCUCAUAGCCCAGAUCCAGGCGUCUCAGGUGACGGUGGAGAGGAAAGACCUCCAGAAGGCGGACAUCACUGAGGCUCUGCGGGAGAUCCGCUGCGAGCUGGAGGGCCACUCCAACCAGAACCUGCAGCAGGUGGAGAACUGGUUCAUGUGCCGCUACGCCAAGCUCACUGAGGCUGCAGAACAGAACAAGGACGCCAUAAAGUCCGCCCGUGAUGAGAUCGCCGACUACCGCCGCCAGCUGCAGUCCAAGACGGUGGAGCUGGAGUCCGUCCGCGGGACAAGAGACUCGCUGGAGCGGCAGCUGAAUGACAUCGAGGACCGCCACAACAGCGACCUGGCCAGCCUGCAGGAGACGAUUCACCAGCUGGAUAAUGAGCUCAAGAGCACCAAAUGGGAGAUGGCUCGUCACCUGCGCGAGUACCAGGACCUGCUCAAUGUCAAGAUGGCCUUGGACAUCGAGAUCGCUGCAUACAGGAAACUCCUCGAGGGUGAGGAGACCCACUUUAGCACUUUCCCUUACCGCCAGGUGGUCACCUCCACCAAAAUCUCCAAGCCUAAAUCAGAGGCCUCCAAGCUCAAGGUGCAGCACAAGUUUGUGGAGGAGAUCAUCGAGGAGACGAGGGUGGAGGACGACAAGGGAGAAUUAGACGAGGACCUGGCGGAGAUCGCGCAGGAGCUGUCUGCCACGCCGGGAGAGGGGGGAGAGGAGGAAGAGGAGGCAGAGGAGGGGGAGGAGGAGGCUGGAGAGGGAGAGGGAGAUGAGGCAGAGGGUGAGGGAGAAGAAGGAGAAGGUGAGGAGGGUGGAGAGGAGGAGGAAGCUGUAGCCGCCACUGAAGCCAAAGUUAGCUCAAGUGCACCCGCUAAGGAGGAGGAAGAGGGGGAGGAUGAAAAGGGUGACGAGGGCGAGGAGGGUGAGGGAGAAGGUGGCGAGGAGGGAGAGAAGGAGGAGGAAGGUGAGGGAGAAGGAGAGGGCGAGGAUGAGGGAGAUAAAGGAGGUGAUGCAGAGGGAGGUGAUGAAGAAGGAGAGGAAGGAGGAGAGGAGGAGGUAGAGGAGACGGUGCUGUGCUCCAAAGCUCCGGAGUCUAAAGCCUCUCCUGACAAAGAGAAGGCCGGAGACAAGGAGGGCAGCGGAGGAGAGGAGGAAGCUGCUGCCGAAGAGGAGGGAGGCGAUCAGGAGGAGGACGCAGGCAGUGACAAAGCAUCCAAAAGCGGAGAUGAGAAAGAGGAGAAAGAGGAUGCAGACAAAGGCAAGAAGGAAGAUGAGAAGAAGGCAAAAGAUGAGAAAGCGGAUGACAAAUCAGAAAAAGCUGUAGCUCAGUCAGAAGCUCCGAAAACAGAAGCUGCGAAGCCUGAGGCUAGCAAAGAAGAGGCCGCCAAAACAGAGGCGACUAAAUCUGAGUCUCCAAAGUCUGAAUCCCCAAAGCCUGGAUCCCCCAAGUCAGAAUCACCUAAACCUGAGUCCCCUAAAUCUGAAUCCCCAAAACCUGCUUCUCCUAAAUCUGAAUCCCCCAAACCUGCUUCUCCUAAGUCUGAAACCCCCAAAGAAGGUUCACCAAAAGCUGCAUCCCCCAAACCCAGCUCCCCAAAAGCUGAAUCCCCAAAAGCUGAAUCCCCAAAGAGCGAGCCACCGAAGGCCGCUGAAGAAAAAUCGGAGAAAAAGAGCGACACGACAGAAGAGAAGAAGGUAGAAAAGAAGGAUGUGGCCAUGAACGGCGACAUCGACAAGAGCAGCCCAGAAGAGAAAGGGAAGAAAGACGAGGGGAAAGAUGACGACGUGAUCGCCAACGGCGUCGACGAGAGCCCGGUCAAAGAAGACGGCAGCCAGAAGGUGGUGAUAACCAAGACAGUGGAGACGAUCACCACCGGAGAGGAUGGGUCCAAGCACGUCACCAAGUCCGUCACUGUGACAGAAACAGUGAAGGAGGUGGACGAGGUGGUGCAGGAGAAGCUGGUCUCCACCAAGAAGAUGGAGAAGCAGUCCACCCAGUCCAUCAAGCAGGUGACGGAGGGUGAAUGAGCUGACUCCUGCCGCAAGAGGAGGUCAAGGAGGAAGUGGAGGGGGAAGAAGGAGAGCAGAACACGACAAGCAAUCAAUCCAGAACUAACAUAACAAAGAAAAUCAUACAGCUAGAGCGAUGUAAUAAAGAUAACCACUCUCAAACAUACGAAACAAAUCAUAGAGAGAAGGCAAAAACUUAAAUGCUACAACUUUCAAAAAUGCAUGUUGAGUGAAAGCUUUAAACGGGGCUUCGCUGCAGAUGCGGUCAGGAGCAAGCGACUGAGACAUUUUAUCCUCUUUUUCUUUAUUUCUGCAGUUCAUGGGUGAGCUCAUGGGUGAGGGAGGGAGGGGAUCUCUGCAUGCUAGCUCAGGGGAGGGGAGGACGUUCCUCUCUUAUCUGUAUGUUUGGUAGAAAUACACAGUAAAAAGCGUGAAUAUGUAAAAAGAAUACAUGUAAAGCGGGUGGGAGAGUGAAAGAAAUCUUAUUAACGUUGAGGAUUUUUGAGUUUAAGGGGGGACAGGCAGGUGGGAGGGUCCUCUGCGCAGACACAUACUCUACUGAAGAAGCCUUACCUGACAUGUGAAGAUACCAACUGAGCCAAAAAGAAACUAACAAUAAAUACACAACAUACAGUGAAGAAAGAGACGGGCAGCGGUAUGAUAAACACACGGCCAUAUACAUCCAGUAACUGAAGCUUAACAAACCUGAAGAAACUCCUAGCCUUAAACAUGCUUUUUAUCAGUGUCUGUUAUGUUUACCUGAGUGCAAAUGAAAAAAAAGAAAUAUAACUGUAAAUGCGUAGAUACAUGCAUUCUUGUAUGCAUAGGAUGGACUUGAAUUUAAAUACAAAAAUAAAUGAGGUGCUACUGUU
Molecule: messenger RNA, 3770 nt
Organism: Acanthochromis polyacanthus (spiny chromis)
Lineage: Eukaryota; Metazoa; Chordata; Actinopteri; Pomacentridae
Gene: nefma
Product: neurofilament medium chain a
Exons: 3
Coding region: 190-2916 (908 amino acids)
Biological process (GO): neurofilament bundle assembly
Cellular component (GO): axon; postsynaptic intermediate filament cytoskeleton; intermediate filament
Molecular function (GO): structural constituent of cytoskeleton
Source: RefSeq, a predicted model, not a curated record